AGUGUGGAGUGUUGUUAUAGUAUCUAGUCCCCUUUUCCCUUUAACAGUCUUCGCUCCACAAAAUUUUCGCAAUCCAAAUGCCAUGGCUUCCUUAGAACCUCCCGCCGCCGUUACACCGCCGUCCUCCAAGCCCAACCUCCUCCCUCUCCCCUCCCCCACAAUUAUCACCCCCUCCGCCGCAGCAUUAGCCGCCGUCGCUCCGACCACCUCCUCUUCCUCCCCCGCCACGCUCUCCGUCGCAACCCCUCUACCUACCCCUUCCGACGCCGAAUUAGUCCACAUCCCUAGCUACUCCCGUUGGUUCUCUUUGGACGGCAUUAGCGAAUGCGAGAUUCGCUGCCUGCCGGAGUUUUUCGAUUCCCGGUCCCCUUCGAGAAACCCUAGGGCGUACAAGUACAUCCGGGACUCCAUCAUCAAGCAAUUCAGGCGGAAUCCUUCCUCGAAGAUCACCUUCACCGAAGUCAGGAAGACGCUCGCCGCCGACGUCAUCUCCAUCCGCAGAGUUUUCGAUUUCUUGGACGCAUGGGGCCUCAUCAAUUACUCUCCGGCUGCAUUGAGCAAGCCCUUGAAGUGGGAAGAGAAGGAUUCCAAGACCUCCCAGCACGCCGCCGAUUCGCCGGCGGGGCCUUCCUCGGACUCCACUCCUCCGGUCAGGGAAACUACAAAGUGGCUCUGUGGCAGCUGCAAGUCCGUCUGCAGCAUCGCUUGCUUUGCUUCCGACAAGUGCGACUUAACUCUUUGUGCACGGUGCUUUGUGCGGGGGAAUUAUCGGGUGGGACUUAGUUCUUCGGAUUUCAGGCGGGUUGAGAUAAGCGAUGAGAUGAAAACAGAUUGGACGGAGAAAGAGACUAUGCAACUUUUGGAAGCGGUAAUGCACUAUGGUGAUGACUGGAAGAAGGUUGCACAGCAUGUUGGUGGUAGAAGUGAAAAGGACUGCAUCACCCACUUCAUUAAGCUUCCCAUGGGGGAGAAGCUUGCUGGUUCUGCAGAAUUUGGAUCCGGUAUCAACAAGCUAAACCAGAUGAAAGAUGAUAACAGUAGUAACUCUUCCUCCUCUGGUAAAAGAUUGUGCCUUUCGCCUCUUGCAGAUGCAAGCAACCCGAUAAUGGCUCAGGCUGCCUUCCUCUCGGCUUUGGCUGGGACAGCUGUUGCUGAAGCCGCUGCUCAGGCGGCUGUAACUGCAGUGUCCAAGGUUGGACAUGGAGAAGCCAACGCUCACUUCAGAAGUCUUCAUGGGGUUCAAGGAUUGCAAAUUACUCGAGCAUUGAGAAGACAAGUGAUGAGUUAUGUGUUUCUCUAUUCAGAUGCAAGUAUCACAUCCAACGGCAGUAACAAGUUGAAGUCCUCUGAAGAGGCCCGUUCAGGUGUAAAUACAAUGCCGGAGGAGAAGGUGAAUGUUGAGGAAGAGCUUCGUACAGUUGCAAUGGUACAGAUGAAGCAUAUCCAAGAGAAGAUCAUUCAUUUCGAGGAGAUAGAUUCACAGAUAGAUAAAGAGUGGAAACAGAUGGAGCAAAUGAGAGAUAUCUUGUUUUAUGACCAGUUGAACCUCUUAAAGCACGAAAGAUCAAUUCGGAAAACUGGUCAGCAAGCAGCGGAGGGCACGAGAGCAGGGUGAUUAUGUCAGUUAGAUGUAUGUUUCAUAGUAUCAGAAAUUUCCCGUAGUUUGUUUAGUCUUACGUAUUUUGACAAUGUAGAAGAAGAGUAGGUAGUCCACUCCACUGGGUGGUUUAACAAAAUUAGAGAAGACUAUGCUUGCCUCUGUCACUUACUCGGUGCAGUUGUAUCAAACGUAACACAUAAUGAAAUGCACUUAUUAUCAACAUACAGCCGAU
This is a messenger RNA of Linum tenue, 1832 nucleotides long. The record is from the annotation of a GenBank genome assembly. NCBI's taxonomy places the organism in Eukaryota, Viridiplantae, Streptophyta, Magnoliopsida, Malpighiales, Linaceae.